Penicillium cataractarum is the source of this 3234-nucleotide messenger RNA. Its product is annotated as isoleucine--tRNA ligase ILS1. Lineage: Eukaryota; Fungi; Ascomycota; Eurotiomycetes; Eurotiales; Aspergillaceae. Gene Ontology annotation, biological process: isoleucyl-tRNA aminoacylation. The transcript has 3 exons. Bases 1 to 3234 code for a protein of 1077 amino acids. Gene Ontology annotation, molecular function: isoleucine-tRNA ligase activity; ATP binding; aminoacyl-tRNA deacylase activity. The record is from RefSeq and is a predicted model, not a curated record.
AUGUCUAUCGAUUUUCCCGCCGAGGAGGAGCUCAUCCUCAAGCGGUGGAGGGAGAUUGAUGCCUUCCAGCGCCAGGUCGAGCUCUCUCGAGGCAAGAAGCCAUAUACUUUCUACGACGGCCCGCCCUUCGCUACCGGUCUCCCUCACUAUGGCCAUCUGCUGGCUUCUACAAUCAAGGACAUCAUUCCCAGAUACUGGGCUAUGAAGGGUCACUAUGUUGAGCGACGCUUUGGUUGGGAUACGCAUGGUGUCCCCGUCGAAUACGAAAUCGAUAAGAAGCUUGGCAUGUCCGGUCUGGAGGCCGUCGAGAAGAUCGGAAUUGCGAAGUACAACGAGGAGUGCCGGGCUAUUGUCAUGCGUUUCGCCGCUGAAUGGCGCCAGACCAUCGAGCGCCUGGGUCGCUGGAUCGAUUUCGACAACGACUACAAGACAAUGAACACUAGCUUCAUGGAGUCUGUCUGGUGGGUUUUCAAGGAGCUGUUCGACAAGGGCCUUGUCUACCGCGGAUACCGAGUCAUGCCCUACUCCACCGCCCUGAACACUCCCCUCAGUAACUUCGAGGCCCAGCAAAACUACAAGGAUGUCCAGGAUCCCGCUAUCGUUGUCACUUUCCCCCUCUUGGAUGACCCUGAGAUCUGCUUGCUUGCAUGGACCACCACUCCUUGGACCCUUCCCUCCCACACCGGUCUCUGCGCCCACCCAGACUUCGAGUAUGUGAAGAUCUAUGACGAGGCCACCAAGAAGAACUACAUCCUUCUGGAGUCUUUGCUCCGCACCAUUUAUAAGGACCCGAAGAAGGCCAAGUUCAAGAUUGUUGAUCGCAUCAAGGGUUCCGACAUGCUUGGAUGGAAGUACGAGCCCCUCUUUGACUAUUUCUACGAGGAGUUCAAGGAUCAUGGCUUCCGCGUGCUGAACGAUGGUUAUGUCACGGCUGAGGAUGGUGUGGGUAUUGUCCACCAAGCCCCUGCCUUCGGUGAGGACGAUUAUCAGGUCGCCGUCAACCAUGGUGUUAUCAACGAGACCCGUCACCCUCCGAACCCAGUAACCCCGCAGGGUUGCUUCACUAAGGAAGUUCGGGACUUUGUCGGACAGAACGUGAAGGAUGCCGAUAAGGCAAUUAUCAAGCACCUCAAGGGAACCGGUCGCAUCCUUGUUGAUAGCCAGAUCACUCACAGCUACCCCUUCUGCUGGCGAUCUGACACCCCCCUCAUUUACCGUGCGGUGCCUUCCUGGUUCGUGAAGAUCACUCCCAUCAUCCCUCAGAUGCUGGAAGGCAUCGAGGAGUCCCACUGGGUCCCUUCCUUUGUCAAGGACAAGCGAUUUGCUAGCUGGAUCAAGAACGCUCGUGAUUGGAACAUUUCUCGGAAUCGUUUCUGGGGUACACCCCUUCCUCUGUGGGUCAGCGAUGACUACCAGGAGAUUGUCGCCGUUGGAAGCGUCGAGGAACUCAAGAAAUUGAGUGGCUACACCGGUGAACUCACCGAUCUCCACCGUGACAAGGUGGAUCACAUCACCAUCCCGAGCAAGCAGGGUAAGGGUGAACUCCGUCGUGUGAGCGAGGUGUUCGAUUGUUGGUUUGAGUCUGGCAGCAUGCCUUACGCCUCCCAGCACUACCCCUUCGAGAACAAGGAGCAGUUCGAGAACAGCUUCCCGGGUGACUUCAUUGCCGAGGGUCUCGACCAGACCCGUGGAUGGUUCUACACCUUGACCGUCCUCGGCACCCACCUGUUUGGCAAGCUUCCCUUCAAGAACUGCGUGGUUAACGGUAUCGUUCUUGCUGAGGAUGGUAAGAAGAUGUCCAAGCGUCUGAAGAACUACCCGGAUCCUACCCUUAUUAUGGACCGCUACGGUUCGGACGCUCUGCGUCUUUACCUGAUCAACUCUCCAGUUGUUCGUGCCGAGCCCCUCCGUUUCAAGGAGACAGGUGUCAAGGAGAUUGUUAGCAAGGUUCUCCUGCCAAUGUGGAACAGCUACAAGUUCUUCGAAGGUCAAGUGGCUCUUUUGAAGAAGGCCUCUGAUGUCGACUUCAUGUUCGAUCCCGCGGCCGAGGCCACCAACACCAACGUCAUGGAUCGUUGGAUCUUGGCCAGUUGCCAGAGUCUUCUGAUGUUCGUCAACCAAGAGAUGGCUGGUUAUCGCCUGUACACAGUCGUGCCUCGCCUGCUGGGCCUGAUUGAGAACACUACCAAUUGGUACAUUCGAUUCAACCGUAAGCGCCUGAAGGGUGAGAACGGCGUUGAUGACACCCUGCAUGCCCUGAACACUCUCUUCGAGGUUCUUUACACCCUUGUCCGGGGUCUUGCUCCCUUCACUCCCUUCAUCACCGACAACAUCUACCAGCGCCUUCUCCCCCACAUCCCCGAGUCCCUACGUGCUGAGGAUAGCCGCAGUGUUCACUUCCUGGGCUUCCCUGAGCCGCGCCAGGAGCUCUUCGAUGAGGUUGUGGAGCGCCGUGUUGCCCGCAUGCAGAAGGUCAUCGAGCUUGGCCGUAUCUCCCGUGAGCGUAAAUCCAUUGCUCUGAAGACCCCCUUGAAGAGUCUGGUUGUUAUCCACCAGGACCAGCAAUACCUUGACGAUGUCAAGUCCCUCGAAGGCUACAUUCUCGAGGAGCUUAACGUUCUCGACCUUGUCCUCUCGUCCGACGAGGCCAAGUACAAUGUCCAGUACAGUGUCAAUGCCGACUGGCCCACUUUGGGCAAGAAGCUCAAGAAGGACGUGCAGAAGGUCAAGAAGGCCUUGCCUUCUCUGUCCAGCGAUGAUGUGAAGAAAUACGUCGCUGACAAGAAGAUCGUUGUUGACGGCAUUGAGCUGGUUGAGGGUGAUCUCGUUGUGAAGCGCGGCAUUAAGGAGGAUUCGGGCUCAUCAGGCAUGGAGACCAACACCGACGCCGAUGUCAUGACCAUUCUGGAUGCCAACCUGUACCCCGAGCUGGCUCACCAGGGUAUCGGCCGUGAGAUCAUCAACCGUCUCCAGCGUCUCCGUAAGAAGGCCGGCCUUGUCCCCACGGACGAAGUUAAGAUGGAGUACAUUGUGCUUUCGGACCCCGAGAACAUCGGUCUGAGCGAGGCCUUCAAGUCCCAAUCUCAGGCUAUCGAGAAGGCUGUUCGUCGGCCGCUCGAUGAGCGUGCUUUGGUUGAUGGCAAGUCACCUAGCGCUGACGAGGAGGGCACCAUUGCACAGGAGGACCAGGAGGUGCAGAACGCAACAUUCUUGUUGCGCCUGGUCAAGCUGUAA